UUUUUUAUAAUUAUUCUUUAAGGUUUUUUAUUAUUUACAUUUUAUUUAAGUUUAUUUAAUUUAUUAAAUAAUUAUAAAUAACUUUAACUAUAAAAAAAAACACAUAAAUGAAGGGUAGAAGUGUCUUCAAAAAAAAAUUGACCAAAAAUAAGUCUAGGGUACCAUUUUAGUAUAAACAACAAAACAGAGAGUACCAUUUUGGUAUUUAUGAAAAAUAACAGUCAAUUUUGAUAUUUUGCAUUAACUCAAAGGAUCAAAAUAGUAUAUUCUUUUUUUUCCCAAAGGCAAAAAAAAAAAAUUGUCACUUUCCCCAAAGGAAUAAUGAGACAAGAGCUAUUGACAUAACUGUUCAAAUUAUUAUUAUGUUUAUGAAAGGCCAUUAUUAUUAUUUAUUAUUUUUAAUGAAACUGAAAGCUAGGAUUAUUCUUUCAAAUAAAAAAAACAUUGGGUUGUGUAAGUAAGCAUCUUUGAAUCAUUAUAUUUAUUUGUAAUCUAACUUGACCACAUAUAUUCCCUUCACUCAAAACUCAUCACAAAUACUUCCAUUCCAUACCAUACAAUACAUUAAGAAAUAAUCUUAUUCCAAAUGGCUUCACCAAACUAGAAAAUUGCUCACCUCAGGACCAUGCUUGAACUUUUCUCAACAAAAAAACAACCAAAGCCGGCUAUGUAAUAUAACUUUCUGUUGAUAUGUGUUUUGUAAAUACUAUUCAACUGAAUAAAGUUGGAUUGGAUUAAGCCGGCUAGGAUCUUUUUUAUGCUAUAAAAACUUUGAUUGAAUUACACAUUUACUAUAAGAUAAGGCAUCAUCCUAAUCAUAUCAAACCAUCAUUCUCUGAUUUGGUUUGUGAUAAUGGGGUUUCACAAAACCAUUCUUACACUUAUUUUAUUUUUCAUAAGAUUUUCAUUGUUGGUUGGAGCUAGUGCAAGCACUAAGCAUUACAUUGUCUAUGUGGGGCAUCACUCCCACCCCAACUCAGAAGCUGUUGUUAGAGCAAACCAUGAGAUUCUUGCUUCAAUUGUUGGAAGUAUUGAGGAAGCACAAACUGCAGCAGUUCACCAUUACAGUAAGAGCUUCCAAGGCUUCUCAGCCAAGCUUACACCUGAGCAGGCUCAACAACUUGCAGAAAAUGAGGCUGUGGUUUCUGUUUUUGAGAGCAAGAUGAAGAAGUUGGAUACAACACAUUCAUGGGAUUUCCUUGCUAUAGACUCUGUCUACCAAUAUAACCAACUAUCAAUGGACUCGAAAUCAAAUGUCAUUGUUGGUGUUGUUGACAGCGGAGUUUGGCCAGAGUCAAAGAGCUUCAGUGAUGAGGGAUUAGGCCCUGUCCCCAAGAAAUUCAAGGGAGAGUGUGUUACUGGUGAGAAUUUUACACUGGCCAACUGCAACAGGAAAAUAAUAGGAGCCAGGUUCUAUUAUAAGGGAUUUGAAGCAGAAAAUGGUCCUCUUGAAUCCUUUGGCGAGCCCUUCUUUCGAUCAGCUCGAGACGGUGAUGGUCACGGAUCUCACACAGCCUCAACAAUAGCAGGAUCAGUGGUAGACAAUGUCAGCUUAUUUGGACUAGCAAAAGGCACUGCAAGAGGUGGCGCUCCAAGCGCCAGGCUUGCUAUCUACAAGGCAUGCUGGUUUAAUUUAUGUAGUGAUGCAGAUAUUCUUGCUGCUAUGGAUGAUGUAAUUCAUGAUGGCGUGGAUGUAGUCUCCCUUUCGCUUGGCCCUGAUCCUCCUCAGCCUAUUUAUUUUGAAGAUUCCCUCUCUGUUGGAACUUUCCAUGCAUUCCAGAAAGGAAUUUUUGUUUCUGCUUCUGCUGGAAAUUCCGGUCUCCCUAACACUGCUGGCAAUGUUGCUCCUUGGAUCCUCACUGUUGCUGCAAGCACCGUGGAUAGGGAGUUCCCUACUAAUGUAUAUCUAGGAAAUUCAAGAGUUCUAAAGGGUUUCUCUCUAAACCCACUAAAGAUGGACGGCUAUUUCAGCUUAAUUGCUGGGAGUGCUGCAGCUGCCAGAGGUGUCCCAAGUGAGAACGCCAGCUUUUGCAAGAACAAUACUCUAGACAGCUCCUUAAUUAAGGGGAAAAUUGUGGUGUGCACUCUUGAGGCCGUUUCCGAUAUCAGAAGAGAGAAAGGCAUGUUUGUACAACAGGGUGGUGGAGUUGGAAUGAUCCUUAUAGAUCCUGUGCUCACAAAUGUUGGAUUUCAGUUUAUCAUCCCUGGCACUCUGAUUGGUCAAGAAGCAGCAGCAGAGCUUCAAGAAUAUAUUAAAACAGCAAAGAAUCCAACAGCUCGAAUCGCUAGAACCAGAACAGUUCUACACACCAAACCAGCACCAGAAGUGGCAGCCUUCUCUUCUGCAGGACCAAAUAUUAUAAGUCCAGACAUUAUCAAACCCGAUAUUACAGGACCAGGAGUGAACAUUUUGGCAGCAUGGUCUCCAGUUGCAGUUGAAGCUACAGGUGGAAGGUCUGUUGAUUUCAACAUAAUCUCUGGCACAUCCAUGUCUUGCCCACAUGCAUCCGCAAUCGCAGCCAUUAUAAAAUCAUACCGCCCUUCAUGGAGUCCGGCAGCCAUAAAAUCUGCAAUGAUGACAACAGCAACUGUCCUAGAUAACACCAAAGGCCUCAUUGGAAGAGAUCCAAAUGGCACACAAGCCACGCCUUUCGACCAUGGAUCUGGACACGUAAACCCAGUUGCAGCUAUAGAUCCUGGACUUAUAUAUGAUUUUAAUUCUCGCGACAUUAUAAGUUUUCUAUGUAGCACUGGUGCAAGCCCUUCACAACUGAAAAACCUCACAGGGGAUGUAGUCUAUUGCCAGAAUCCUCCAAUACCUUCCUACAACUUUAACUAUCCUUCCAUUGGUGUGUCCAGUCUCAAUGGAAGUUUAUCUCUUUACAGAACCGUUACUUAUUACGGAAGUGGCCCAACUGUCUAUGUUGCUUGUGUGGAUUCCCCAAUGGGUGUUAAUGUGGCAGUUUACCCAGCUAAACUGAAGUUUACAAACACUUGGGAAAAGAAGACCUUCAGGGUUGAUCUUGCCCCCAUUAUGAGCAGCAAUGGAAGCUUUGUGUUUGGAGCUUUGACAUGGAGUAAUGGCAUUCAUAGUGUUAGGAGUCCAAUUGCCCUCAACGUAGUUUGAUCAUAUGAGAACAAGUGCUUCACAGCAGUUUCAGAUAUUAAUUUAUAGAGCAUGAGCUUGAUAAUUUGGUUUUGUAUCAAAAUGGCAACUGGGCAGAAAUAAAAACAAUUACAGAUAUCUUUAUAUGUUUAAAUCAUUGAGCACUGUCCUGAAAUUUAAUUGCAGUUAGAUAUCUUUUGAUCAUCAUG
This is a messenger RNA of Humulus lupulus (European hop), 3315 nucleotides long. Its product is annotated as subtilisin-like serine-protease S. The coding region runs from base 854 to 3127 and encodes 757 amino acids. NCBI's taxonomy places the organism in Eukaryota, Viridiplantae, Streptophyta, Magnoliopsida, Rosales, Cannabaceae. Gene Ontology annotation, molecular function: serine-type endopeptidase activity. Gene Ontology annotation, biological process: proteolysis. The transcript is spliced from 11 exons. The record is from RefSeq and is a predicted model, not a curated record.